AUGUCUUCACACGAUGGGGCUCGCUCUGCCCGACAAUCAAAGAGAUAUUCUAUGACUACCUUAUAUCUGUCUAUGUCUGCGAAUGAGAAAGAUUUGGAAAUUGAGGAUGAUCUUGCAAAAGCACAAAAGGUUCUGCGAGAACUCAAAUCAAAGAUAUCUUCUCAGUCAAAGAAGAAUUUUGUUUUGGAGAAAGAUGUUAGAUAUUUGGAUUCAAGAAUAGCAUUGUUGAUCCAGAACCGCAUGGCUUUGGAAGAGCAAAAUGAAGUAGCUAGUCGUUUAGAAGAUGCCGCAGACUUACAAGAAGGUUUUUUCCCAAACGACGAAAAGACCCAAAAAUAUGGCAAUCUUUUAUUCUUGCUUCAAUCAGAGCCUCGGCAUAUCGCACAUCUUUGUCGCCUUGUUACCAUGGCCGAGAUUGAUUCUUUACUGCAGACUGUCAUGUUUACAAUCUAUGGAAACCAAUAUGAGAGUCGUGAAGAGCAUCUUCUUUUAACUAUGUUUCAGUCUGUCUUGACCUACCAAUUCGACAAUACCCCUGAAUACUCCUCCCUCCUCCGAGCGAACACACCAGUAUCUCGCAUGAUGACUACAUAUACUAGGAGAGGUCCUGGACAGAGUUAUUUGAAAACAGUAUUGGCAGACAGAAUCAAUGGACUUAUUGAGUUGAAGGACCUCGACCUGGAGAUCAAUCCCCUCAAGGUAUAUGAGACAAUGAUCGCACAGAUUGAGCUGGAGACAGGAGGACUUCCGGCUUCCCUACCCCGAGGAGUAACGGCAGAGCAGGCAGCGGAUAAUACCCAGGUACAGGCGAUCAUCGAGCCACGACUGACAAUGCUUAUGGAAAUUGCGAAUGGAUUCCUAACAACAAUUAUCGAUGGGUUAGAGGAAACGCCAUAUGGGAUCCGAUGGAUUUGCAAGCAGAUUCGAAGCCUCACUAAGAGAAAAUAUCCGGAUGCUAAUGACCAAGCGAUUUGCACACUCAUCGGAGGAUUCUUUUUCUUGCGAUUCAUUAACCCGGCCAUUGUCACCCCCAAGUCAUAUAUGCUCAUCGAUGGAACUCCAGCUGACCGACCUCGCCGAACUUUGACCUUGAUUGCAAAGAUGCUUCAAAACCUUGCCAACAAACCCUCAUACGCAAAGGAACCAUAUAUGGCUAAACUUCAACCAUUCAUUCAGCACAACAAGGAGAGAGUUAACAAGUUCAUGCUUGAUCUUUGUGAAGUUCAGGAUUUUUACGAAAGUUUGGAAAUGGACAACUAUGUAGCACUAUCUAAAAAGGAUUUGGAGCUAUCGAUUACCCUCAACGAAGUUUAUGCUACCCACGCUUUACUCGACAAACACACUGCUGAACUCAACAAGGAUGAGAACUCACAUUUGGCAGUUAUCUUGGCCGAUUUAGGACCCGCCCCAGCACAACUGCCUAGAAAGGACAACAGAGCUAUUAACUUGCCACUUUUCAGCAAAUGGGAAACGGCAAUUGAUGAUCUGACAGCUGCACUGGAUAUCACUCAGGAGGAGGUUUUCUUCAUGGAAGCUAAAUCGACAUUCGUUCAAAUCAUGAGAUCAAUUCCAAGCAAUAGUGCUGUGGCACGAAGACCACUUCGCCUCGAAAAAGUUGCUGAUGCCGCAGGUCAAUAUCGCAAUGACGCUGUCAUGGUAAGAAAGGGCAUCCGGGCCAUGGAAUUAUUGAGCCAGUUACAGGAGCUGGGGGUCAUCGACAAAUCAGAUCAAUUCAGCCUUUUGAGAGAUGAAGUCGAACAAGAACUUCAACAUCUUGGGUCCCUCAAAGAUGGAGUUAUCAUUGAAACCCAAAAACUCGACCAAGUCUUCAAGACAAUUCGAGAUCACAACACUUACCUUGUCGGUCAAUUGGAAACUUACAAGAGUUAUCUGCACAAUGUUCGCAGUCAAAGUGAAGGAACCAAACGAAAGCAACAAAAGCAUCAAGUUCUGGGACCAUACAAAUUCACACAUCAGGAGUUGGAGAAACAAGGGGUUAUACAAAAGAGUAACGUGCCUGAUAACAGAAGAGCAAAUAUCUAUUUCAACUUCACUAGUCCUUUACCGGGUACUUUCGUCAUCUCCUUACAUUACAAAGGACGAAAUCGUGGUUUAUUGGAGCUUGAUCUCAAACUUGAUGAUUUGCUCGAGAUGCAGAAGGAUAAUCAAGAAGAUCUCGACCUUGAGUAUGUCCAAUUUAACGUACCGAAAGUUCUUGCUCUCCUGAACAAACGUUUCGCCAGAAAGAAAGGAUGGUAG
Molecule: messenger RNA, 2259 nt
Organism: Sclerotinia borealis F-4128
Lineage: Eukaryota; Fungi; Ascomycota; Leotiomycetes; Helotiales; Sclerotiniaceae
Source: the annotation of a GenBank genome assembly